AGAUUGGAAAACAAUAUCCAACGUUGAGACCGCCGCCUAGGGCGUCUCCUCCGCAAUCCCAGUAAACGAAACAACCCUUCUUCCGCCGGAAUCUGUCGUUCCCGAUUGUCUGGGUGCUGUCGGUGAGAACCUCGAAAGUUGUGGUUUUUCUCCCGCCGAUAAAGCUCUGCUGGCAUUAUCAGAUGGGCUGGGUUUUUGGUAGGAUGGUUUGUAGGAAAAGAUGGGGAGAGUUAAUGCAGAUGGUCUCCACUAUCGAUCUGGGGAAAGACCACACGCUCUGAAGAAUAUUAAAAAGGCUAUAAGCAAAGAAAACCAGGAAAAGGCACUGAAAGGAAAAGCCUGGAAGGGCGUAACAUGCCCUGUCUGUCUUGAGAUCCCUCACCACUCGGUUGUCCUCCUCUGCUCAUCUUACCACAAAGGUUGCCGUCCUUACAUGUGUGCCACUGGAAGCCGGUUCUCAAACUGUCUAGAGCAGUACAAAAAAGCCUAUGCCAAGGAUGAGAAGAGCGGUAAGCCUGCAGAGCUGCUGUGCCCGCUUUGUCGGGGCCAGGUGAAAGGUUGGACUGUGGUGAAAGAUGCGCGGAAGUAUCUGAAUUCGAAGAAAAGGGCAUGCAUGAAAGACAGUUGUUUGUUUUCCGGAAGCUAUAGACAGCUCAAGAAACAUGUUAAGGAGGUUCACCCGAGAGCUAAACCAAGAGCCAUUGAUCCUGUGAUGGAGGAGAAAUGGAAGAAGCUUGAAGUUGAGAGGGAGAGGAGUGAUGUAAUUAGCACACUGAUGUCGUCAACACCCGGAGCUAUGGUUUUUGGAGACUAUGUUAUUGAGCCUUACAAUGAUGAUUAUGAUGAUGAUGACCUUGACUCGGAUGAUUCUCUGGAAGAUGGGUUCUUGGAUCUGGGAUCGCUAGGAGCAUUUGGCAUAAGCCGGCGUUCUGCUACAGCCAUCACGAGUAGGGGACUUCGCAAUCACUGGAUGAGCAACCCCCGACACCGAAGCAGAGGUGGGAACAGAAGGCGGUAAAAUGCAAGAUUGAUGAUUUGAUGUUUGAAAGGUAUGACCAAAAAUAAAAGCUUUGAGCUUUAUGAAGCUUUGAAGGGAAGCUUUGAAGUGGGGAACAUAACAAAGGGUUGGCGUUUAUUGUUAGCAGUUUUGGGUUCCAGGUUUGAAGACUGAGUUGUGUUGUUUGUUCCCUCGACCUUUGAUUUUAAAGAAACGUUUCAUACUUUCA
Molecule: messenger RNA, 1226 nt
Organism: Brassica oleracea var. oleracea
Lineage: Eukaryota; Viridiplantae; Streptophyta; Magnoliopsida; Brassicales; Brassicaceae
Exons: 3
Coding region: 221-1018 (265 amino acids)
Source: RefSeq, a predicted model, not a curated record